Molecule: messenger RNA, 2931 nt
Organism: Nasonia vitripennis (jewel wasp)
Lineage: Eukaryota; Metazoa; Arthropoda; Insecta; Hymenoptera; Pteromalidae
Product: low-density lipoprotein receptor-related protein 6
Exons: 3
Coding region: 133-2259 (708 amino acids)
Source: RefSeq, a predicted model, not a curated record
GAACCAGUCUAGAUAAACAACUUAAAGCGUCGAUAUAUGUAAUUUUAUUUGCGGUACCUGUUAGUUUGCAAAAGAAGUUAUUCGAGUAGUUUACUAAACAUUGAAUUUUGUACAAAGUAUUGCCAAGUGAUCAUGUGUGUUAUUCACCGUUAUGUUCUUAAAAUGGAAUCACGUAAUAUUCUCUACAUAGUAGGAGGUGUGAUUAUCACUGUUUUGGUCAUUAUUUUGAUAGCAACUGUUUGUUUGAUAGGCAAGAGAGGCAGAACGAGUCCAACGGAAACAAAUUCGACAGUCGUUGAGCCGACCAACGAAAUUCCGAUAAAUUUUUCAAACGCUCUCGUUGUGCAAUUAAAUUAUUCGGACCUCUGGGCAUUGGACAUCAUCAACGGAGAUUCUGUUUUUGUGACGCGCGACUGGAGUGAGAGCUUUUCCUCUUUCGACUUUUACAAGAAGAAAACCGUGUACUUCGCGAGUUCAGUUUUGGGAAAGCCUAUACGUUCUUUGUCGAAUGCUUAUCCUCAUCUAAAUCAGCCUGGGGUAUGGAACGCCGAAAAAAUAGCGGUUGACGAUUUGAAUGGAAACGUGUACACCAUCGACGGAUGGGCUUCGAAAAUAAACAUUUUUGACGUAUUCGGAGAGCAUUACAGCAUCGUGGUAUCUGAUCUGAAUGAUCCGAAAGAUAUCGCUCUUGACUCUGCCGUGGGAGUCAUGUUUAUCUUGCAGUUAUCAUCGAUCUUGAAGGCCAAUAUGGAUGGGACAUCUCCGGAAACGUUGAUUACCAGAACGGGUAUUUCAGCCUUCGCCAUAGAACGCGACAGACGGGAGAUUUAUUGGUCCAAUGUCGCUAGCAUCGAGAGCACAGAUUACGCAGGAAACAAUAGUAAAAUCGUUACCAAGCUCACCAAUAUCGUAUCUAGUUUGGCAGUCCUGGACGAUAAGCUAUUCUGGUUGUAUCCACCUUACGGCUUCGAAGAUUCGAUCCUGUGGUCCUGCACACUCGUGAGUAACGUUUGCUCAGGUGCUUCGAAAAGAAUAUCCAUAGACAAUGCUGUGGGAAUCAAAGCUUACAAGUUCGAUCGCAAGCUCGAGAUCGCUAACCCGUGCAAACGAGAGGCCGAAGGUUGUCAACACAUGUGCAUCUUGUCCUCCGAACGCGGACGUAGCUGUGCUUGUACAAUAGGCUGGCAAUUAAAAAGCGAUUGCACAAACUGCCAACCAGUCGACGACUUUCUACUUUACGUGCAAGGAAAUUUUGUCAAAGGUAGAAUUUUGAACUUGGAGCAGAAUAUUUUCAUCGAGGCCAUGCUACCCAUCAAACUUCUCAUAGAGUCUUUGGUUCAGAAAAGAGCGAUAGAUUUUGAUUACGAUGCGCGAAAUCACACUUUGAUUUUCAGCGACGAUUGGGAUCUGAACAAGAUUGAUUUAAAAGCCGGUGGAGAGCAGAUUCGAUUGGGAGCCGAUGUCGGUUACGAUAUGCUGCCAGCGAUCGAUUGGGUGACCAAGAACUUGUAUUACAUCAGGGCUACUCGGUGGGAAGGUGUGAGUUGUAUUGCAGUUCGAAGUAUGAACACUUAUAGCACGAUAGAGGAAGAAAAAUUACUGUAUCAGACAAAAGAAUAUCAAUAUCCUAAGUCGUUGGUUGUUCAUCCGAAUCGAGGCUGUAUCUUUUUUACCAUCUAUAACUCUCAGACUAAACAAGCCCGAAUCUUGAGAAUGAACUCCAACGGAUCAGGAUUGGAACGCUUUGGAAAAAAUUUGACGAUCAGCGUUAACGAGGCAGGGCUCGCUAUAGAUUACUCCGAAGACAGACUGUAUUGGUUUAGUGCAGAUAAGAAAAAGGUUUGUCGUGCGAAUUUAGAUGAAUCCGAUUUAAGUGUCAUCGACGUGUCCAUUGUAAAAAAUCCGAGAUCGAUCAGCGUGUACAAAGAGUGGAUGUAUAUUACGAAUUUGACGAGUGUCUGGCGUCUCGACAAAAACACUGGCAAUAACCCGAUAAAGAUAGUGCCGAAAUUCGAGAAUGAUUCCAAAGUGAUAAAUGGGGCGAAAAUUUUUAGCCAAAAUUUGCAAUACAUCAGCGAAGACCAUCCUUGUGCUAUUGGCAAUGGAGGGUGUGAACGGUUUUGCUUCGCGAUACCUGGGAAGAACGACCUGUCUGUGUCGAAGCGAAAAUUGCAAAAAGUUUGCGGUUGUAAAGAUGCUGAAAUUCUCCAAAGUGACGGCAAAAGCUGUUUCGUCAGUCCGUCUCAAAACGAUCCAUGACAAACAAUAAAUUAUAGCCAUUAUAAAAACUGUUUAAUAGUAUUAUUAUAUGUAUUGAUUUUAAGCAAUAGGUAUUAGAACAUAACAAAUAAAUUCGUAUUUAACACUUCAAAAAUUUUGUUAUUGUACUUUAAGUUUGUACGAUAAAUUUUAUAAAACGCAAAAUAUUAGAAGAAAGAGUAUAAGUGGGGGUGUAAGUUUGUAAUAGAAUAAUACAAACGGUUUUAGAUUUGCUCAUAAAUUAUGCUAUUAUGAAAGUCAGAUUUAUUUUUACACAACAUAAGAUGCACAUCAUUGCAAUCACUAUGAGAUUUUUCUCAUAUCAUUCGCACACUAUUGGGUAAAUAAUACAUCAUUAGAAGUCACGAGUAUGAUGACAACAUCACAUAUUAGGCUUUCAGGCAGAAUUCAGUAUUUUCCGUACGGCAUCAAGUCUCAAUGGACGGUUUAGUAGGGGUCUCCAUGACCAUUUCCAUGGCCGAAACCACCGUGUCCACCGUGUCCACCAUGUCCCUGUUCGUGGCCUCCGAAACCUCCCUGUCCACCAUGUCCCUGUCCGUGACCUCCGAAACCUCCCUGGCCACCAUGUCCCUGUCCUUGACCUCCGAAGCCUCCCUGGCUUCCGUGACCACCACCGAAACCUCCCUGGCUUCCGUGACCACCUCCGAAACC